AUGUCUGACUGGAAAUUUGACGUACAUCAACAAACCACGGAUCACACCUUCGACGACGAACGAGGACAGGGGAGCGUGAGGGGCAUGCGGGGCCGGUACAACAAGCGUGGUGGAAGCGAUGAAUGCAGACUCUACCCUCCCGCUCCCCUGUCCUCAUUCGUCGUCGACUCGGGUGCUUCUGACCACAUGGUGGUUGACUGGGACCUCCUCACCAACGUCCGCGACACGCACCCCGUCCUUAUCCUUGUUGGCAACGGCGAACUCCUCACCUCCCGUCAGAGAGGUCGCCUCACGAUCGGUCUUUCGGUUCAGCAAACGCCCGACACCUACCGCUGGUCCUUCCAUCACGGUCAAGCCGUCCUCAGUUGA
Messenger RNA from Cryptococcus wingfieldii CBS 7118, 369 nucleotides. RefSeq lists its product as hypothetical. The coding region runs from base 1 to 369 and encodes 122 amino acids. Lineage: Eukaryota; Fungi; Basidiomycota; Tremellomycetes; Tremellales; Cryptococcaceae. The transcript has 2 exons. The record is from RefSeq and is a predicted model, not a curated record.